AUGAGCUUCCAACGAAACCCAUUUAAGACUGGUCUCGCCCAUUCGAUAAUCCUCAAUGAUCCCGUCAUUGGUCUCAUGCACUGGGUACCGGAACUAGAAAGUAAGCGCGAUUUUCUCCUUCGUGGCGACUUGGAAAUCGAUUGGCGACCAUUGUUCGAGUUAUACGUAGAGGUUUCAUACAAAAACCUUGAGGAAGAUGGAAUUUUUCUAAUGCCAGAUGGAUUCCGAGCAGAAUUACAAGCUUACAUAUCCCAUGCAAGAAGGUAUUUUUCUGACGAUGCCCCUCAACAAUUACUGGACGAGUUGCGACCCUUGAUGUGUGUCUGGGAUGAGUCAAUAGUAAGAGCUUGGAGGUUACUUGAGCUUUUUAUGCCAAUGAAUUUACCUCCCGAGAGGCAGUUAACUCAUGGCAAGUUGAUCGUAGUUCAUUAUGGCUUGAUGAAGCGUGGCAUUGGUUUGUCACCGUUGAGAACAACAAUUUGGUCGAAGGUUCCAUACUCAAGAUGUUUGUUAGGUGAGCUAUACAAUGAUUUGAAGCGUGCUAGAAUGUAAAA
Messenger RNA from Strongylus vulgaris, 554 nucleotides. NCBI's taxonomy places the organism in Eukaryota, Metazoa, Nematoda, Chromadorea, Rhabditida, Strongylidae. The record is from the annotation of a GenBank genome assembly.